This is a messenger RNA of Aspergillus caelatus, 598 nucleotides long. RefSeq lists its product as uncharacterized. The transcript has 2 exons. NCBI's taxonomy places the organism in Eukaryota, Fungi, Ascomycota, Eurotiomycetes, Eurotiales, Aspergillaceae. The coding region runs from base 32 to 370 and encodes 112 amino acids. The record is from RefSeq and is a predicted model, not a curated record.
AUUGCAAGGUCAAGGCGAUACUGCUCGCUGAAUGAGAAGAUCCUCGUUACUGGAGCAACUUGAUUGGGUCUCUGCCGUCUUAUUUCUCCUAAAACGCAACUGGGCGAUGCUGUUCCGGAGCAAUGUGCCGAAAAAAUGGAAACGUCAUAAAAUACAACCUGCGAAAGAUGGAUGUAACAGCGACCCCAGCCUGCUGACAGAGCCGAGCCAGAGCCGAGGCCUACCGAUGGUCAUCCAUCCCGCGGACCGGUGCCAAGCCAACGGUCUUUCGGCCAAUGAGGAGCGACAUGUUUCACCAAAUUCUUUUCGCGCACACAAUGGCGGAAAUUUUGAGAUAGUUGGCCCGCUCUCGCAACAACUAAAGCUUUAGCAUCGUUCCGUAUAUCGGUGAUAAUACUUUGCGACUCCAAAAAAAAAAAAAAAAAAGAAGUACCUGCAGACUGGUUCUGGUAGAUAGGUAUCCAAAAUGGGCGCUUUGAGAAGAAUUAAAACAAAGCGCAGGACAAGGGAUUACGAUCAGGUUCGAGCUGAUAUCGAAUCCCCCAAACACCUUGCGCAGUACAAAGCAACCAAGGACCCCGAGGAUCUACCAGGGCUU